Messenger RNA from Strigops habroptila (Kakapo), 495 nucleotides. RefSeq names its product cell division cycle 26 (gene CDC26). The coding region runs from base 133 to 387 and encodes 84 amino acids. The transcript is spliced from 2 exons. NCBI's taxonomy places the organism in Eukaryota, Metazoa, Chordata, Aves, Psittaciformes, Psittacidae. Gene Ontology annotation, biological process: protein K11-linked ubiquitination; anaphase-promoting complex-dependent catabolic process; regulation of mitotic cell cycle. The record is from RefSeq and is a predicted model, not a curated record. Gene Ontology annotation, cellular component: anaphase-promoting complex.
CGGAGGGGGGGGCAAGGCACAGCGGGAGGUGCCGCCUGGGGCGCGCAGGGCACGCCGGGAGGAGUGGCCUUGGCGGGCUCGGCCCGCGGCGGCGGCGGCGGCAGCGGGGUCCGGGUCCCGGUGCCGGUCGCGAUGCUGCGGCGGAAGCCGACGCGGCUGGAGCUGAAGCUGGACGACAUCGAGGAGUUCGAGAGCAUCCGGAAGGACUUGGAGGGCCGCAGGAAGCAGCGGGAGGACGCGGACGCGGCGGCGGCCGGUGAGGAGGCGGCGGCGGCGCUGGGCAGCGACCACAAGAGCCGGGAGCAGAUGAUCAAUGAGCGCAUCGGGUACAAGCCGCAGCCCAAGGCCGGUGGCCGCGCCGCGCACUUCGGCACCUUCGAGUUCUAACGGCGGGGCCGGGCCGGCAGCACCCGCGCUCCCCGGCCCGCGGUCACAGCUCGGCCGAGUGUCCUGUUAAAUAAAUCUGUCCUUUUUUAUUGUUAUUGUUAAAAAUGA